CUUUUUUUUAUUAUUUUGGUACACUUUAGGCAUAGGAAGUGAAUCGAGUCAGCGAGCCUCCAUUCUCCAAUACCUUCCCCAUCACUUCAAUGGCCGCUGCAGCAGCUGCUUCUUCAUCCAGACCUCCCCAUAACCCUUAACAAUUCCAAACAAGAACCAGAAGAACCGCACAUCUUCCCCUCACGUGCUUCCCACCUCACGCGCCAGGAGGUACUCCGGCGGCGUUCCCACCAGCUUAGGCAACUGGCCAAAUGCUACAGCGACCACUACUGGGCUCUAAUGGAGGAGCUCAAGGUCCAGUACCGCCACUACUACUGGAAGUUCGGGGCCAGCCCCUUCAGAAGAAACGAUGUUGUUGAGCAAGAAAAUCAGGAGAGAGAAAGUGCGGCAGUUGAAGACGAAGACAACAAUGGUAGCGGGGGUACUUUGAAGAAUCGUCGGCGAUGUUCUUUCGUAGGGUGUAAAUUGAUGGCAAUGGCGUUGACGAGCUUCUGCCAUCUCCAUAUUCUUUAUGAUUCCAAGCAACAACUUUACAAGCCUUGCAAUUAUGUCAUCAAGAGCGCUCAGGCUGGACCUAUAACAUGUGGGAAGCCAAUUCUGAGAUCCAGUGCUCCAUCUCUCUGUUUUGUUCACUUUCAAAAAGCUCAAAAACAUGUCACCAUGACAUUGAAGAAGGCUGGCCUUAAUGUUUCAUCGUCAAGUAAGCUUGCACCUAAGUUCCAUAUAAUAGUGGCUGAACACGUGCGCCAAAUUCAAGCCAAAAGAAGAGCUUUACAAAAUGCAAACAGAAGCAAAGCCAAAGUGAAGGAAGAGACUGCGAGCUGAGCUUUCAAAUUAGUCGAUGUAGACAUAUAUACAAGUCAAAUUGAUGCCAGAAGCCAUAUUUUCAUAUAUAUUGAAGAAAAAUAUCAGUAGAAUUACACUCGAGUUUGGAUUUGGUCAGUAUUCACAAACCACACAAUUCAACUAAAGUAUAGAUGAGUUAUAGAGAUACUUAACAUUCAAAAUAAGCAAAUUUAUUAAAUCCAUAUUAUAGUUACUCUUUCAAAGUUUGAUUACUUCA
Molecule: messenger RNA, 1063 nt
Organism: Humulus lupulus (European hop)
Lineage: Eukaryota; Viridiplantae; Streptophyta; Magnoliopsida; Rosales; Cannabaceae
Exons: 2
Coding region: 280-825 (181 amino acids)
Cellular component (GO): NSL complex
Source: RefSeq, a predicted model, not a curated record